AUGGUGGGCAAGCAGAUUGGUGCGGGUUCGUUCUCGACGGUGUGGCACGCGCGCCACCGGGUCCACGGCACGGAGGUCGCGAUCAAGGAGAUCGUCACCUCGCGGCUCAACCCCAAAUUGCAGGAGAGCCUCAAGUCGGAAAUUUUCAUACUUAAGAGGAUUAAUCACCCGAAUAUCAUCCGAUUGCACGACAUGAUCGAGGAAUCUGGAAAGAUAUACAUUAUAUUGGAGUAUUGCAAAGGAGGAGAUCUUUCCAUUUAUAUUCAACAACGCCAAGGGAAAAUCUCUGAGGAAACUGCAAAGCAUUUUAUGCAGCAGCUAGCGGAGGGUCUAAAAGUACUUCGUGAAAACAAUCUUAUACACCGGGAUUUAAAGCCGCAGAAUCUCCUCCUUUCCACAAACGGUGACAACAGUGUCUUGAAGAUUGCCGAUUUUGGCUUUGCGAGAUCUCUACAACCUAGAGGCCUUGCCGAAACUUUAUGUGGUUCACCUCUUUACAUGGCUCCAGAAAUAAUGCAGCUCCAAAAAUAUGAUGCUAAGGCAGAUCUCUGGAGUGUUGGUGCCAUUCUUUUUCAACUUGUAACUGGAAAAACCCCAUUUACUGGAAAUAAUCAGAUAGAGCUGCUCCAAAACAUCAUAAAAUCGACUGAAUUGCAAUUUCCCCCAAGAGCAGUGGAUUUGAACCCUUUUUGCAAGGAUUUAUGUAGGAAAUUACUGCGUCGUAAUCCAGUGGAGCGGCUGACAUUCGAAGAAUUUUUUAACCAUCCGUAUCUGUCACAUGAGCAGCCCGAUGAGUUCCUUGGAAAUAAUCAGUCUGAAAGAACGUCCGAUGGAUUUUCUCUUUCCACAAGGAAUAAUAUGGAUCAAUCUUCGCAAGAAGACUGCUUGCCGUUCAGUCUGGAUGACGAUUCGAGUGGCCCAGAUGGCAGUCCCUCUUACCAAACGAAGCCCACCAUGAAAUCACUUUAUGGAUUUUCUCCCAAAACAAAGCACGAAAAAACAAAGGUUGUAUCUAACAUUGGAAACAAAACGGACCCUUCAACAUAUAGUGGAAUUUUAAAACCGCGUUUUUCUGAAGGAAUCCUCGUGGAAGAGUCUCUUAAAACCGCUAAGAGCUCGGUAAUACUAGAAGCUAAUCCAAAAGUUACAGACUCGCUCGAGUCGAUUGACCAGGAUUAUGUAAUUGUGACCGGUCCUCUGAUGGACUUAUCAUCCUCGGCCAACGUGUCCAAAACCGGCACCAAACCUCUUUAUUCCGAGAAUGUGGGCCCCACAAGUGCUCCAGUGCCAAUAGUUCGUGGGGCAAAUGGUGGGCUCGAAAGUAGACUAUCUGGCCCCGAGAUUUCAGAAGGGUCAAUAGAUGUAAUAACAGAUGCUUUAGAUCAACCGUCAACCGACCACACGACACGAAUUAUCUCCUUGCGGCAAUAUGCAGCCGCCAUUACUGAACUAGUUAACGAUAAGAUGGAUGGAGGAAAAGAGCUCGAAGCCUUUUCGGUUCAGCUUGUGAUUCUUGCUAUUUGGAAGCAAGCGUUGCAUAUUUGUCAUACUCAUGCAGCUUCGGCUCCCGGCCGGGAGACUACAGAUAUUCAAGAGUCCCUUGAUAAUACGACUAAGGCACAAGGGCCACAUGAUAUUUGUUCCGAGAUAGAGGGAGCAUUUCUUCACGAGUUCGAGCGAGCUGAGGAACUUGCUAAACUAGUGGACCAUGGAAAUGUGGAGUUGCCAGAUGCAAUGGAAAUGGUAUAUCAGUCUGCCCUUGCAUUAGGCAGACAUGGUGCGGUGGAUGAAUACAUGGGAGAUAUUGAGAGUGCCGUGCUCUUCUACUCGAAAGCAUCAUGUUUGCUAAUGUUUCUCCUGGUAGAAGCACCGUGCCUCAUUUUGAAUCCGCCAUUCUCAUUGACAAACUCAGACCGUUAUCGCAUAAAGAAUUACAUCGAUGUCCUCAACAACAGGCAAAGCGUUUCGAGGUCCCAAAGAGUGGCUGUUCUGAAUGUGGAGAAUCAGGCACACAAUUUCUUAAACUGA
Molecule: messenger RNA, 2028 nt
Organism: Striga hermonthica
Lineage: Eukaryota; Viridiplantae; Streptophyta; Magnoliopsida; Lamiales; Orobanchaceae
Source: the annotation of a GenBank genome assembly